This is a messenger RNA of Microplitis mediator, 2088 nucleotides long. Its product is annotated as mini-chromosome maintenance complex-binding protein. Lineage: Eukaryota; Metazoa; Arthropoda; Insecta; Hymenoptera; Braconidae. The record is from RefSeq and is a predicted model, not a curated record. Gene Ontology annotation, biological process: DNA-templated DNA replication. Bases 231 to 2018 code for a protein of 595 amino acids. The transcript has 3 exons. Gene Ontology annotation, molecular function: chromatin binding.
GGAGAACUGUAAGACGAAGCCGACGAUACCCGAAUGUUUCUCUCGGCUCCACUAAAUAUAUCACUCAUAUUUAUUAUUAUUAUUGUAUCAUAUAUCACAUAAAAUUAGCGGGAAAAAAGUAUCGCAAACUAAAAAACAGUUUUAAUAAAAAGUAGUGUAAAAAAAUAAUAAUUAUAAUCAAGGCAAUAAAUCGAUACUCGAAAAAUAAAAAUCCUAGAUCAUCAAUCAACAUGUCAAACAUCAGAGACUGGACAGCAGAGUACUAUGUGCAGAGUAAAGAGUUAUGUGACUCUAUCCUGGAAUCAAAUGAUGAUGUCCUUCGAGAAAUUCCUUCUCUGAACUACUUACCAGUCCACAGUCUCCAAGAUGGUCAGCUGGUGCGUUUCUCCGGCAUGAUCCAGGACAUGUAUAACCCGGAGUUGUAUUUCGAGAGCUACCAGGUCAAAAAUCUGGACACCGGUACCACCAGCAUGAGGUCCGGGAUGUACAGAGACACUGUCAAGUGCCUAGCCAACGAGGAUGUAGAUUUGCAUUCCAGUAAAAAUACGAGCUCAGAACGUCAGACCUGCGUAAUGAUAUCGAUUCCUGGUCUGAACGAUUGGGCGAGAAAGUCGGGACCUAAAUUAGAACCAACUGGAGACGGUUCCUUGCCAGCUAAAGCUGCUCCCGUCUCGUCAACGAACAAACGAGCCCUAGAUGACGGAGUUGGUAGAGGCGAGGACGAGCCGAUGGAUACAACGGAGCCUGUUUUGAAAAAAGAAAAGCCAUCAGAGCCUUCAGGACCAGUAGCAGGUACCAGUGAUGCUGCUGAUGAACUCCGGCCCAAGGUAAUUGUUUCCAAGGAUCAUUUGCUUAAUUUUCCGGUUCCGAUAGUCGAUGGCAAAGCAUGUAUUGUCAAAUUCUACAAUGAUAAUCCUUACAAACUCAAUCAAGUCUUGGAUAUAAUUGGAUUCGUGUCCUUGGAUCCUAUGCUAAGUGCAUUGACAGUCGAUGAGUCGAUGGAUGAGGUAGAAGUCGCUGAGGCUCAGACCCACAAUCCACCAGCGUCAAUGAUUCCACGUCUCCAUGCUGUAAAAAUAAGCAAAGUAGUCCCCAAAAUACCAAAUGGUCCAUCAAUAAUAUCAAAAGCCAGCCUCAUAAGGAGUGAUUUGCAUCUGGUGCUCAAUCAGCUUCUAUUUGGAGACAAUCUGGCAGCUGAUUACGUUAUUUGUCACUUGAUAUCACGAAUUUACACCCGCAAAGACUAUCUGUGCUUAGGAAACUUUCCCCUGAACAUCACUGGGUUCUCUGUCGAUAAGUUCAAUAAUUUUACCAGGGAUUUUUACGACAUCUUGAGCUCAUUCGUCAGCAAAACUCAUUUGUUCGAAUGCACACUCGAUAAUUUGAAUAGUUUAAGUUUAGUGCCGCGCAAAGACUACGAUUGUAAUAGACUGACCAGUGGAAUUUUGCAGCUGAGUGACAACACUCAUUUGAUAAUCGAUGAGACGAAAUUAAUUGCCGGUAAAAUUUCGCCGAGCGGCAAACAAAAUUACCAGGCGAUAACUGAUUUAAUUAAAUUCCAAAAAAUAAGUUAUGACUUUAAAUACUACACCAUGGAGUACGAAACAGACAUCCCGGUGUUGAUACUGUCGGAGGCUAAGUCUUUCGUUCCUUGUGUGAUGCAAGUGCCGAUAAAAGUUGACGAGGAAACCGAGAAAACUUAUCCCCAAGUGGUUCAAGCGGCGAAAAUGUUUCUCAAAGACGAGCAGAGGCUGGCUAAUUUCCGAGGGUAUCUAGAGCUGAUGCGCGGAAAAGAGUUCAAGCUGGGAGAUGACAUUACUGAUGUAAUCCAGCAGGACUUUGUCGCUCUGAGACGCACUGACAGCAAGCUGGUCAACGCCGACAGCUUGCAUGGGCUCAUAGUCUUCGCCAGGUUGAUGUCUCUCAGUUACGGCGAAGACUCUCUGUCGUUUGACCGGUGGAAGCAGACCUUUGAAAUCGAGAACGAGAGACUUGGCCGUCUCUCCCAACGGAAAUAGCUGUGUAAAUUGUGCUUUAGGGUUACGAAAAUUGUUCUUGUCUUUGAUCAUUCAAAUAAAUUUAAUUUUU